AUGAGUUUGACCGCGCAUGUCGAGAUCUCGUCGAGCGAGCCUGCAGCUGCACAGCCGCCCAAGCGGAUCGAGGCUGGUCCUCGGUUCGACUGGUCACACAAGAUUACCAAAUACAUCGAGGUCCAGAUUCAUGCACUGGAUCAUGCAGAUCUACGAGAUGAAGUGUCGGUGCAUACAGAUACAAAUACAAAACCAAGAACAUCUACGCAGGCACAAGCACAAGCACAGUCUCUGGAAGAUGAAGAUGAAGAUGAAGAUCCGGAAGCCCUUGUCCGCACCAAUCUCCAUCCCACUUUGCAGAUAGAUUAUGAUAUCGUGCUCUCCCCCACAUAUCAAGUCCCCGUCUUGUAUUUCGUGCUCCGGUGGCACAAUCACCAGGGCCCUGUGGGGCUGGACGCGGUCUAUCAGUAUGUGGUACCGGAGCAGUACAAGCAGCAAUUGCAGAAUGUUGGCGUGAUGGGAGGGAUCAGUUUUGGCUAUCAUCCAGAAUCUGGCGCUCCGGCCUUUUUCGUCCACCCGUGCAACACCGCGGAUGCCAUGGCGCAGGUUGCAGACGGACAGAGCGUCACCACCGGAACAUAUCUCCUCGUCUGGCUCGGUCUCGUAGGUCAAUCCGUGAACCUGCACGUUCCCCGCGAGAUGGUCGUUUCCGAUGGGCCCAGCCCAUCGUGA
Molecule: messenger RNA, 672 nt
Organism: Penicillium subrubescens
Lineage: Eukaryota; Fungi; Ascomycota; Eurotiomycetes; Eurotiales; Aspergillaceae
Product: ATG3/ATG10 family protein
Exons: 4
Coding region: 1-672 (223 amino acids)
Biological process (GO): protein lipidation; macroautophagy; protein modification by small protein conjugation
Cellular component (GO): intracellular anatomical structure
Molecular function (GO): Atg12 transferase activity
Source: RefSeq, a predicted model, not a curated record